Molecule: messenger RNA, 2917 nt
Organism: Cajanus cajan (pigeon pea)
Lineage: Eukaryota; Viridiplantae; Streptophyta; Magnoliopsida; Fabales; Fabaceae
Product: U-box domain-containing protein kinase family protein
Biological process (GO): protein phosphorylation; protein ubiquitination
Molecular function (GO): protein kinase activity; ubiquitin-protein transferase activity; ATP binding
Source: RefSeq, a predicted model, not a curated record
AUGGCUGUGGUGAGUCCUGUGCCUACAACUACACAAAGGAUGGGUUCUGAGAGGUCUUUUUCUGUUGAUGUUGGGGGAGAAAAUUUGGAGGAACCUAAUCCAAGUGUGGUUGAUCAGCCAAUCUAUGUUGCCGUGUCAAAAGAAUUGAAGGAGAGCAAAUCAAAUCUGGUAUGGGCAAUACAACACUCCGGAGGAAAGAGGAUUUGCAUUCUUUAUGUUCACGUUCCUGCUACAAUGAUCCCCCUAUUGGGAGGUAGAUUCCCAGUCAGUGCUCUAAAAGAGGAGCAGGUUCAGUCAUACUGGGAAGAGGAAAGGCAACGCAUGCAUAGGACUCUGGACGAAUAUCUACGUAUCUGUCUACGGAUGGGGGUGCGAGCAGAGAAACUGCAUAUUGAAAUGGAUAGCAUUGAAAGAGGAAUUUUAGAACUUGUGUCCCAGCAUGACAUCCGAAAGCUUGUUAUGGGGGCAGCAGCUGAUAAGUUCUAUAAUAGGAGAAUGAUGGACAUCAAAUCUAAGAAAGCCAUCUAUGUGUAUAAACAAGCUCCAGCUUCUUGUCAAAUACAGUUUGUCUGCAAAGGGCACCUCAUACACCAAAGGGAUCGCAGUUUGGAUGAAGGUAAUUCAGAGUUAGCGUCUCCUUUGGGGCAGCAAGUGCCAAAUUCCGUGAGAUCUUUAAGAUCUCAAUCUACUCUGGGGCAAGAUCGUCGAUCAAAUCUAACAAAUCCUGCCCUAGAUUUAUUACGCAGAGUAAGGUCUGCCAAUGAUAGACAUGGGGCGGGCUUUUUGCCUGCUUCUUCUCCAGAAGAGACUGAAGGGUUUUCAACUCCACGUGACAGGAUGGGUACAGAAGUAAGUUCAGAUGAAUCCGAUAGGUUGUCAAGGAUGAGUCCUUCUGCCUUAUCAACAUGCUCUGACAGUGCAGUUGAACUAGCAUUGACCCCAAGUUUGAUUACUGAAGGCAGUGAGCAUGCAUUGGAGUUGACUUUGAGUCGCCUACUGACAGAGGAUCUUCAUCAUUCAGCUCCUCCUAGUAUACUGGAUGGUGGGACGAAUGAUACUAUGUAUGACCAGCUUGAACAGGCUAUGGCUGAGGCUGAGAAUGCUAGGCAAAAUGCGUAUCAAGAAACGUUUAGGCGUAUGAAAGCUGAAAGAGAUGCCAUUGACUCUAUACGCAAGGCUAAAGCCUCUGAAAGCUUAUAUACGGAGGAGUUGAACAUGAGGAGAAUGGCAGAGGAAGAACUUAGAAAAGAAAAAGAAGAACUUGAGAAUAUGAAGAGCCUGAGAGACAAGGUUAAGGAAGAACUCCGCCUUGCCCUUGAUCAGAAAGCAUCCCUGGAGAAUCAAAUUGCAUCAUCUGAACUUAUGAUAAAGGAGUUGGAACAGAAGAUUUUAUCUGCUGUGGAUCUAUUACAAAGAUACAAGAAUGAACGAGAUGAAUUGCAGAUGCAGCGCGAUAAUGCAUUGAGAGAGGCUGAAGAGUUGAGGAAGAAACAAGGAGAGGCCUCAUGCACCCACGUCCCUCAAUUGUUCUCAGAAUUCUCUUUUUCAGAAAUUAAAGAUGCAACAGGUAAUUUCAAUCCAUCCACGAAGAUCGGAGAAGGUGGAUACGGAAGUAUAUUUAAAGGUAUCUUGCGUCACACUGAGGUGGCUAUAAAAAUGUUGCACUCUAACAGCAUGCAAGGGCCCUUGGAGUUUCAACAGGAGGUUGAUGUAUUGAGCAAGCUAAGGCAUCCAAAUCUUAUCACACUCAUAGGAGCCUGCCCAGAAUCAUGGACUCUUGUCUACGAGUAUUUACCCAACGGAAGCCUUGAAGACCGACUUGUCUGCAAGGAUAACACCCCUCCAUUAUCAUGGCAAACUCGAAUUCGCAUUGCUGCUGAACUAUGUUCUGCUCUCAUCUUUCUCCAUUCCAGUAAACCUCACAGCAUAGUGCAUGGUGACUUGAAACCCUCCAACAUUCUCCUUGAUGCAAACCUUAUUAGCAAGCUUAGUGACUUUGGAAUAUGUCGUAUAUUAUCCAACUGUGAGGGUUCUAGUAACAAUACUACAGAGUUUUGGAGAACCGACCCGAAGGGAACUUUUGUCUACAUGGAUCCUGAAUUCCUUGCCUCAGGGGAACUGACUCCAAAGUCUGAUGUAUAUUCAUUCGGAAUCAUAUUGUUGAGAUUGUUGACUGGGAAACCAGCCUUGGGAAUAACAAAGGAAGUGAAAUAUGCAUUAGAUACUGGAAAGUUGAUGUCCCUAUUGGACCCUUUGGCUGGAGACUGGCCAUUUGUGCAGGCUGAACAGUUGGCUCGCUUGGCUUUGAGGUGUUGUGAUAUGAGUCGAAAGAGCCGGCCGGAUCUUUAUUCAGAUGUCUGGAGAAUACUUGAUGCAAUGAGGGCUUCUUCUGGAGGCACAAACGCCUUUGGACUAAGUUCUGAAGGGCUUUCACAACCUCCUUCAUAUUUUCUUUGUCCAAUCUUCCAGGAAGUCAUGAGAGAUCCACAUGUAGCUGCAGAUGGUUUUACUUAUGAAGCUGAGGCUAUACGAGGAUGGCUUGAUGGUGGUCAUGACAAUUCACCAAUGACAAAUAGUAAGCUUGCACAUCACAAUCUUGUUCCUAAUCGUGCUCUUCGCUCUGCGAUCCAGGACUGGAAUCAAAAUCACUGAUUAAGCUCAUUAUUUAUCUCUGCUCAUUUUGAUUGAACUGUAUAUCUGCUUGUUUAUAACGUGUCUAGGAAAGAAAGUUGUCGUUUUAUUUUGUUACCUUCUAUCAGUUUUGUCUCUUGUGGUGUUCAUUAAUCACAUUUUAUACCUACCCUCUUGUAUAAGUUACAUAUCACGUGAUUAUCUUACAUAAGUUGUAAAGUACAUAUAUAUUAUAGCAUAUGUCAUAUCAGUUAUGUAUGAUUGAUUAUCUUUCAUUUUUGGUGAA